Molecule: messenger RNA, 4258 nt
Organism: Oppiella nova
Lineage: Eukaryota; Metazoa; Arthropoda; Arachnida; Sarcoptiformes; Oppiidae
Source: the annotation of a GenBank genome assembly
CUAACUUAGCGUUGAAUGCAUUCAUUAUCGCAUUGAUAGCCAUUUGAGUGUCAAAUGUGUUAAACAAUUGUCUGAUUUUGUGGUCGCGAUCGGUGUUUGCUUUGCAUUUAUCGCACAUUUCAGACCAUCAGUCACUUCCCCAUAAAAGACAAUGCAUUUGGCGAUCAAAUCAUUGCUUUCGUUGUAUUUAUUAAUCGCUUUGUUUGGUCUCAAGUCGGCCGCAGACAUCGACCUCUGCGGUGACCAUACGGAUGGCACCGAUAGUACGGUUGGUGUGGACAUCGCCGCCCUCAAGACGAUGUCUCUGAAUUGGACACAAAGUGAUACGACUAAGAGUCCGGUGGAGGCCGUCAUCGACUACUACGGAAGCUUUUGCAGCCCAUUAAAGGCUGGAAGCGAUACGAAAGUCCCGGCUAACUGUAAUGGUAGUCAUGUUUGUCAGCACAUCCGGCACGACAACCAGUCCGUCGGAUAUAAGCUGAGAAGAGCGGAUGAGGUGUCGGACAACGUCACCGCCAACAAGAAGGGACUGGUUGUCCAGUUUGACGGCCCUCCCUGUCCCGAGCAGAGCAUCCUCAACAAAACCAUUAAAAUCACAUUCAUUUGCGACUCGCAAUUGGGAACGCCCGAACAUAUCGUGGACACCAGUUGUAGCACUAAUUUCAAAUGGAAAACACCGGCUGUCUGUCGGAAACCCCCGUCCCCUCCCACCACUACCACUCCCCCACCACUGAAGACCGUGCACUGUGUGUGGGACAACGGCUCGCACAUCCUAGAUCUGACACAACUGGCCAUGACUUCCGGCAACCACUUUGCCGUAGGCGUGCCCACCAUCACGUCCAGCGAUUACUCCAUUUACUACAUCAACAUCUGUCGCCCCCUAAACCCCAUCAAAGAGAAACACAUGAGUCUGAAGGAGUGCGGGCCCAACUCGGCCGCCUGUAAGGUGUCCCUAAGCGCCACUCACGAGCACCUGAAUCUGGGAGAGCCUACCAGUCAUCCGAUCAGCGUAUUCGACGGCAGUGUCAGCUUAUUCUACGAGAACGGCGACCCGUGCCCGCAGGACCCGAGCAAACGGCUGUCCACGCGAAUCAAGUUCGAGUGCGACCGCACGGCCGACCUGUUCACGCCCACCGUCCACGAGCCGGGCAGCGAGUCGCUGGACGAGGAGCGGUGUGUCUAUAUGUUUGAGUUCAAGACGGCCGCCGUUUGCGAUGUCCUGCAGCCCACGAAACUCGCCAACAAUUCAUGCACUUUCACGGACAAGACGACCGGUCUUAGCGUCGACUUGAGUCCGCUGAAGAAGCCGUCGAAAGAGCCCUAUAAUAUCAGUUCAGAGACCUCGGGCAACGUCUACGAGCUGAACGUGUGCGGCCUAACCAACACCAUAGGCGCCCCCGAGUGCUAUAAGUCCGCCGUCUGUAUGGUUAACAAAACGAAGUCCGUCUUCAGCUACGGUUUGCUGACGUCGAGCGCCUUCUUCUACGACGGCGUCGAUCUGCGGCUCAAGCACUACGACGGCUCCAAAUGCGAGGCCCACUCGGACACCGGCGUCAUGUCCUCCGAGAUUGUAUUCAAAUGCAAUCCCAACGCCGCGAAGGACACGAGGCCGGUGCUCGUGAGCGAAACGGGCUGUACGGCUGUGUUCACGUGGGAGACGGCGCUGGUAUGCAAUCUGGUGCUCCCGAAGUGCGCGCUCGUAGCCGACGACAAGCUCUACAAUUUGCGUCAAUUGUCGUCAAUAUCGCACGCGUGGAACGCAACGGAUCCCAACGAUAAUAAGACGGUAUACUUCCUGAAUGUCUGCACAGCUCUGCCCCACACCGUGGGCUGCGAGGACAGGAACGCCGCCGCCUGUAAGUGCACACUAGACCCGGCGCGCAAUGGGAUGAACUGUUCGCAGAGUUUGGGCGAUCUGUCGGCGGAUGAGCUGACCGUCGAUGGCAACGGAAAUCUGGUGCUCACGUACGUCAACGGAGAGGCCACGGACUGCGACCACGGGAUUAAGACGGCGUCGACUAAAAUACUGUUCAUAUGCGGCACCCGUACCGGUAGUCCCGAGUUUAAGGGCUUUGACAGACGGACGUGUAGUUAUCAUUUCGAGUGGAGGUCGUGGAUGGCCUGUUCGCUGACCGACAGGAACGACACGCUGUCGAUGGAGAACGGGUUUCUCAGAGAUGAUAGGAUCGACUCGUUUAUCGAUUUGCGGCCACUGUUGACCCAAACAUUCAAAGUUAAGGAGCAGCGCCGCCUACCCGACAACACCACCGACGAGUACACGUAUGUCAUAAACCUAAACACCUCUCAGAUGCUGGACGAGGCCAACCGGUGCCUCAACGCCGCCGUCUGUCAGACGAAGGAGUUGACGACCUUCUUCCGCGACAUCGGGAGUCUCGGCUCCGCGAAGUACUACCUGAGGGGACACGAGCUGCAGAUCGCGCUGCAGUCGCUGGACGUCCGCCAAAAGUGUGGCAAAAAUCGCAACAAAAACGUGACGACAAUCUUACGGCUCCACUGCGCGUCGUCGGCCGGCUUCGGGGCGCCGACGUUCAUGUAUGAGUCCAAUGACUGCGACUAUACGUUCAAUUGGGAGACGGCGCUCGUGUGUCCGGAAUACUUCGUGAAGUCCGAUGAGUACGUGGUGUUUGUGGCCAAUAAGACGCGCGCGGCGGACGCGGACUCCGGCGUCGACAUCUCGGAGGUAGUCGACGACAGCUCAAAAGGGAAGUCCAGUACCAGCAGCGUCUGGAUUGGUAUCCUUAUAGUCAUGUUUUUUGUGGUCACUCUCACGGGUCUCGUGUUGUAUAAGCAAAGAGUCAGCGAAACGGGCUGUACGGCUGUGUUCACGUGGGAGACGGCGCUGGUAUGCAAUCUGGUGCUCCCGAAGUGCGCGCUCGUAGCCGACGACAAGCUCUACAAUUUGCGUCAAUUGUCGUCAAUAUCGCACGCGUGGAACGCAACGGAUCCCAACGAUAAUAAGACGGUAUACUUCCUGAAUGUCUGCACAGCUCUGCCCCACACCGUGGGCUGCGAGGACAGGAACGCCGCCGCCUGUAAGUGCACACUAGACCCGGCGCGCAAUGGGAUGAACUGUUCGCAGAGUUUGGGCGAUCUGUCGGCGGAUGAGCUGACCGUCGAUGGCAACGGAAAUCUGGUGCUCACGUACGUCAACGGAGAGGCCACGGACUGCGACCACGGGAUUAAGACGGCGUCGACUAAAAUACUGUUCAUAUGCGGCACCCGUACCGGUAGUCCCGAGUUUAAGGGCUUUGACAGACGGACGUGUAGUUAUCAUUUCGAGUGGAGGUCGUGGAUGGCCUGUUCGCUGACCGACAGGAACGACACGCUGUCGAUGGAGAACGGGUUUCUCAGAGAUGAUAGGAUCGACUCGUUUAUCGAUUUGCGGCCACUGUUGACCCAAACAUUCAAAGUUAAGGAGCAGCGCCGCCUACCCGACAACACCACCGACGAGUACACGUAUGUCAUAAACCUAAACACCUCUCAGAUGCUGGACGAGGCCAACCGGUGCCUCAACGCCGCCGUCUGUCAGACGAAGGAGUUGACGACCUUCUUCCGCGACAUCGGGAGUCUCGGCUCCGCGAAGUACUACCUGAGGGGACACGAGCUGCAGAUCGCGCUGCAGUCGCUGGACGUCCGCCAAAAGUGUGGCAAAAAUCGCAACAAAAACGUGACGACAAUCUUACGGCUCCACUGCGCGUCGUCGGCCGGCUUCGGGGCGCCGACGUUCAUGUAUGAGUCCAAUGACUGCGACUAUACGUUCAAUUGGGAGACGGCGCUCGUGUGUCCGGAAUACUUCGUGAAGUCCGAUGAGUACGUGGUGUUUGUGGCCAAUAAGACGCGCGCGGCGGACGCGGACUCCGGCGUCGACAUCUCGGAGGUAGUCGACGACAGCUCAAAAGGGAAGUCCAGUACCAGCAGCGUCUGGAUUGGUAUCCUUAUAGUCAUGUUUUUUGUGGUCACUCUCACGGGUCUCGUGUUGUAUAAGCAAAGAGUCAGGCAAGCCGUGAUGUUUAAGUUCCGGCGGCUGUUCCGACCCGAGACUACUAAUCAUACAUUCCAUUACCAUCAGUUGGCGACGCUUGAGAAGAAUAGACAGACAACGAGUACACCGGAUGUGGUCUUCAUCGACAACACCAACGCCACACACAAUCGUAACACAAUUGCAGCGCAACCUUCAGCUCCAGUGCCUUAUUAUACCACCAUUUACGACGACUCGGACGUCGACCUCCUCACCUGA